AUGGAUGCUGGGACUCAACUUGAGUACGAAGAAUUGAAGGAAGAAAUGAGGAGAAUGGUGGUGAUUAAUAUGGAUAAGCCGCCCCAAAAUGUGCACGUAAUUGAUGCAGUCCAGCGCUUAGGUGUGGCCUACCAUUUCGAGAAAGAGAUAGAAGAAGCCUUACAAAUUAUAAAUCAUGCUCAGGUCGACGACGAUAUCUACACCACCGCUGUUCGGUUUCGUCUGCUAAGAGAGUACGGUUUCAAUGUUCAUUGCGAUACAUUCAACAAGUUCAAAGAUGAGAACGGAAAGUUCAAAGAAUCCUUAAUUGGUGAUGUAAAAGGCAUACUCGAAUUGUACGAAGCUGCAAAUUUUCAAGUGCAUGGGGAGAAUAUAUUAGAAGAAGCUCUUUCUUUCACUAAAUUCCAUCUAAAGUUGGCAGAACCAAAGGCAGACUACCCUCUCUCCACACAGAUUGCUGAUGCUCUAAACCGACCCCUUCUCAAGAGCUUACCGAGGGUGGUUGCUACGACCUACAUUCCCAUAUAUGAAGGAUAUGGUACCAUAGACCAAAACUUACUGAAAUUUGCAAAGCUAGAUUUCAAAACAGUACAACAUUUGCACAAGGAGGAGAUAAAGGAGAUAAGGAGGUGGUGGAAAAGUUUAGAUUUUGCGACCAAUUUUCCCUUUGCACGAGACAGAAUGGCGGAAUGUUAUUUGUGGAUAGUGGGAGUGUACUUUGAACCCCACUACUCUAUUGCUAGAACUUUUAUGACCAAAGUACUAUGCCUCACAUCACUUUUGGACGAUAUUUAUGAUGCAUAUGGCACAAAUGAAGAACUUGAAAUAUUUACAAAAGCAAUCACCCGGUGA
Messenger RNA from Hibiscus syriacus, 852 nucleotides. RefSeq names its product (+)-delta-cadinene synthase isozyme A-like. The coding region runs from base 1 to 852 and encodes 283 amino acids. Gene Ontology annotation, molecular function: magnesium ion binding; terpene synthase activity. The transcript is spliced from 3 exons. NCBI's taxonomy places the organism in Eukaryota, Viridiplantae, Streptophyta, Magnoliopsida, Malvales, Malvaceae. The record is from RefSeq and is a predicted model, not a curated record.